Messenger RNA from Triplophysa rosa, 2249 nucleotides. RefSeq names its product tryptophan hydroxylase 1 (tryptophan 5-monooxygenase) a (gene tph1a). Gene Ontology annotation, cellular component: neuron projection. Gene Ontology annotation, biological process: serotonin biosynthetic process; aromatic amino acid metabolic process. Lineage: Eukaryota; Metazoa; Chordata; Actinopteri; Cypriniformes; Nemacheilidae. Gene Ontology annotation, molecular function: tryptophan 5-monooxygenase activity; iron ion binding. The coding region runs from base 74 to 1525 and encodes 483 amino acids. The transcript is spliced from 11 exons. The record is from RefSeq and is a predicted model, not a curated record.
UACAGUUAAACUAAUAAAGAUAACAGAUUUAUACGUCGGUUUAGGGGCUAUUUAAACAGAAGGAAUCCUCAGCAUGUACUCGACUAAAAGCGAAGGGCCGCGCAGAGGAAGAUCUUUUGAUUCCAUGAACAUUGGUUUGACAUUGGAAGAGAAACAACUUAAUAAUGAAAUGAACAAAUCUGCUUUUCCAAAAAUCGAAGAGAAUAAAGACAACAAAACCGAAUCUACAGAGAGGAGCCGGGCAGCUGUUGUGUUUUCUCUGAAAAAUGAAGUCGGUGGACUUGUAAAGGCUCUUAAACUUUUCCAGGAAAAACACGUCAAUCUUGUGCACAUCGAAUCCAGAAAAUCAAAAAGGCGCAACUCGGAGUUCGAGAUCUUCGUGGAUUGCGACAGCAACCGCGAGCAGCUGCACGAGAUCAUUCAGCUGCUGAGGAAACACGUGAACGUGCUUGAGAUGGACGCGCCCGAUAACCGUCUGCCGGAGGAAAGCGAGAUGGAGAACCUGCCGUGGUUUCCAAAGAAGAUUUCGGAUCUGGACAAAUGUGCGAACCGCGUGCUGAUGUAUGGAUCAGACCUCGAUGCUGAUCAUCCGGGCUUUAAGGACAACGUCUAUCGCAAAAGGAGAAAGUAUUUUGCAGACUUGGCCAUGAGCUACAAACACGGAGAUCCAAUUCCCCGCAUUGAAUUCACAGAAGAGGAGUUGAAAACAUGGGGUGUAGUGUUCAGGGAGCUGAAUAAACUCUACCCCACACAUGCCUGUCGGGAGUAUCUGAAGAACCUGCCCUUGCUCACCAAAUACUGCGAUUUUCGUGAAGACAACAUCCCACAGCUGGAGGAUGUCUCACGGUUUCUCAAAGAGCGGACUGGCUUCACCAUAAGACCUGUGGCUGGAUAUCUCUCCCCACGAGACUUUUUGGCAGGAUUGGCAUUCCGCGUGUUCCACUGCACUCAAUAUGUCCGACACAGCUCUGGCCCCCUCUACACACCCGAACCAGACACAUGUCAUGAGCUGUUUGGACACGUUCCUCUUUUGGCCGAGCCCAGCUUUGCCCAGUUCAGUCAGGAGAUCGGUCUGGCAUCCCUGGGGGCAUCCGAUGACUCUAUUCAGAAACUGGCCACUUGUUAUUUCUUCACCGUGGAGUUUGGCCUUUGUAAACAGGAUGGAAAGUUAAGAGCUUAUGGAGCCGGUCUGCUGUCCUCCAUCAGUGAGCUCAAGCAUGCUCUGUCAGGAAACACCAGAAUCUUGCCCUUUGACCCCAAUAUGACGUCCAAACAGGAGUGCAUCAUCACCACCUUUCAGGACGUGUACUUUGUUUCGGACACCUUUGAGGAAGCAAAAUACAAAAUGAGGGAGUUUGCAAAGACCAUUAAGCGGCCAUUCUCGGUACGUUACAAUCCAUACACACAGAGCGUGGACAUUCUGAAGGACACAACCAGCAUCAACAAUGUUGUGGAGGAGUUGAGACAUGAGCUAGACAUCAUUGGAGAUGCACUAAACAGGCUCAACAAACAGUUAGGAGUCUGAAGACUACAGCAUUGCUUGAUUCCCCACCAAACCUUUUCUCUCAUGUGUGUUAUGUAUCAAAUAUCCACUUGUUUUGUCACAGAAUUGUUUCAUUUUCACUCUGAAUUGAACCUACCAAACUGAUUUAAAUUCUCAUGCUAUUAUGUUGGUGUUGUAUUUAUAGUUUGGCUCUUAAAUGUGUGUUUCUUUAACACUUGUGCUAACUGCUUGCGGGUGGAGUUCUGUAUGUUAUGCAAGGCAAUGACACUUAAGGUAAAUUCAAGCUACGCAUGUGUAUAUUAGUCUGUUUUGUAAAAAUGAUGUCUUCUCAGACUGAUAUACUGCUGAGUUUGUUUCUAUUAGACAUGUCCAUUUCAGCACCUUAUGUUUAUUCAAAUAUAUUGUGUUUAGAAUAUCAUUGCUUUCUGUCUCCUUUGUGCACAAUAUUAUAAAACAGCUAUAGUUUUGUACCAUUGUGAGCCUAAUGCUAUGUAAUAUUAAGUACAUAUCUUUAUAUAUAUAAAGUUAUUUGUAAAUGGAUGUUGCUCUUCUGACGUAGAUGGACGUGGAGGUUAACCAGCAUUUAUUUAAACGUGUAAAUGUUGCAUUGGGCAUGGACAAAAAAAAUUACAAAGUAUGCUCAGGUUCUGUAGAAGAUACCGAUUCCACAGAUUCAGAAUGAAGCUUUAAGAUGUAGAGUCGUUUAUUACUAAUCAUAGAAUGUAUAUGCUUCAAAUAAAAUCAA